Messenger RNA from Salarias fasciatus (jewelled blenny), 1983 nucleotides. RefSeq names its product cysteine-rich DPF motif domain-containing protein 1-like. The record is from RefSeq and is a predicted model, not a curated record. NCBI's taxonomy places the organism in Eukaryota, Metazoa, Chordata, Actinopteri, Blenniiformes, Blenniidae.
GGCUAAACCAGGAACUGAAGUAGCUCUGUGCUGAGGAGGAAAAUGGAUCAAACAACGACUGAAAUCCCUCCAAAAAUAUUUAGUUGCCAGCUGUGUGGUUUAAGUAGCCCUUUUGUUUACUACGGCCAGAAACCGCCCAACACCAGAGCUAUUGUGUUGCUUGAGGAGUGUUUUGUGACCAAAGACCCCUUCAGCCCGGAGAGGGAGAAGUUCCUGGUUCUGGGAUCGACGUGCAGUCUGUGCAGCCUGUGUGUCUGUGUCGCAUCGGACUGCAGUCUCUUCUACACCAAGAGGUUCUGGUGCAUGCGGUGUGUGAACAAGCACUUGGACCAGUUCCCUCAUCAGAUUCAGGCUGAGCUUGCGAAGAAGAAGCAGCAGAGCUCCAAGGCCGCUGUCUCGUGACACAAGAGGUCCAGAAACACAAAGUACCUUCAACGUGUCUUGAAAACGUUCUCGAGAAACACUGAACAAAACUACCGAAGCAAAACAUCAGUCACGACUGAGGUCAUUGUAAUUUUUGGGGGGAAUUAGCAUCACCCUCCAUGGCAUCGCCAGUUCCUGCUCGAGGCUGGCGAAUCGGACUGCAGUGCCGCUGAGGAGUAUUUAUUUAUGUGACCUUUGUUCCAACGAAGUACUGGAAAAGUUUCAUAUUUUUUAUAAUUCACUCACUCACUUCAUUGCAUUUUUUUGUCUCACCAGUGUUCAUUAUUUAGUUAAAGAUGUACAGAGAUAAAAUUUGCACAAAUAUGUAAUUAUUUUUAUACUGCUAUAUUUUCUUAUUUUUAUAUGGGAAAGCAUGAAGAAGCUCUGAUUUUUUUAUUUUAUUUUUUUAACAUUUUUUAAAACUCUUUUCUCACAUACAGCCCAAACACAGUGACCGCAAAUGUUAAUUUAUUCUCACCAACAAAGGAACACUUGAAAGCAGGACAGAUGAGCGAUCAUAAACAGACACAGUGACAAACUACAGAAAAAGGCAAGAGAAAAAAAAAAUAUUUUAUCCACGUUUGUUUCCUGUAUCCUGGUUAAAUUAAAAACGACACGCAUCUGUAAUACAUCCGUUAGAUCCACUAUGAAGACAGACCUUUCUUACUCAGAUGCUCACGUAUAUCAUCCAUGUAUGACAUAAAAAGCAUAAAACAUGUUGAGAAACUCUUUAUUGUAUGGUUUAGGCAAGGAAUUACGAAGACAGAAGAAGUAAAGCUUCUCAGACGAGACCAGAGCGUUCAUGAAGGAUCACCCAGUGUUCUGCCACACUGGUUACAAGAUCAGAGGCGUGGUGGAUUUUGUGCAAGUUAGAUUUACUGAAGUGGUCUCUGUACACCACUUGUGGCUCGAUUAGAUUAAGUAAAGCACAUGAACAUAAAGCUUCUUCACCCGUCUGCCUCCAAACCCUCCUUGUUUAGACUCAUCUAACAGAUUGUGUGAUCACUCAAUAAAUCUCUCCCCCAGACUGGUAAAGUUUGUUUUAGUGAUUGGCUCAUACCUCUCAUUUACAAUCAGCAGAUGUUCUCUGGUUACGGUUUCGCUGGCAGGAUGUAUCAAACCACCUGUUUUUUUGCAGAAAUAUUAGUAAAAACAAUAAUAAAGCGAUUUCAUCUUCAGGUUCGUGUUUAUUUUGAUGGAUUAAAAUUCUCAGGCUGCCUUAAUCUUUCAAACCGUGAUGAAAACUCCUCCCCUGAAAGCAUUGGUUGUGACCUUAACAAAAUGUUCUUUUGCCUCAUUUCUCUCUUGCCCGCCUAAUGAGUGCGAUCCAGAUCUGCUCUCCCUCCAUGGAUCACGCUGUACCGAGCUGGGCGCAGUCCGCAGCAGCAUAAACACAUUAUGGAUUAAGUGCGAGCCCGGCGAUAACAUCGAUUACAGCAGAUGGCCUCGCUGCAUUUAUCAGGAGAUGUUUGAAUCUUUUCAGGGGUUAAUUGAAACAGCAUGGCCUCAAAGCAAGGCCCAGUGGGUUUUUUUUUUUUCCCCACUGGCAAACGCAGCAGA